This is a messenger RNA of Aspergillus campestris IBT 28561, 1287 nucleotides long. Its product is annotated as SWIB/MDM2 domain protein. The coding region runs from base 170 to 1018 and encodes 282 amino acids. Gene Ontology annotation, biological process: nucleolar large rRNA transcription by RNA polymerase I; transcription initiation at RNA polymerase I promoter. Lineage: Eukaryota; Fungi; Ascomycota; Eurotiomycetes; Eurotiales; Aspergillaceae. The record is from RefSeq and is a predicted model, not a curated record. Gene Ontology annotation, cellular component: nucleus; RNA polymerase I upstream activating factor complex. The transcript is spliced from 5 exons. Gene Ontology annotation, molecular function: RNA polymerase I cis-regulatory region sequence-specific DNA binding.
ACCGUGACCCCGACUUCCGCGUCCCUGUCACCCCCCUCCAGUAUCAUCCGCCCUAUUUGAUCCAGUAGAACAAUUGUCCCGAUAGAAUUUCUCCCCUGUCAAUCCCACCUGGAUUCCGCCCACCCCCCCUGCAGUGAGGAAGACACUCGCCUAACGGUGACCAAGAAGGAUGUCGCUCUCCCCGGAUUCCCGCGAUAAUUAUGUCCCCAUCAUCGACUCAAUUCUGGCCAAGAGUGAUCUGACGACGAUCUCGGAGAAGCGCAUUCGCAAAGGCCUGCAGGAUGUGGUCGGUUAUGAUCUUACUCCGCAGAAGGCUGCGAUCAAGCAGCUGAUCAUGGAGAGGUUUGAUAUCUUCGCGGAAAAAGGUGGCAUUGGCGAGUCCCCCCAGCCCGAAUCGAAUUCCGUGUCCACCAAUGGCCACGGGAAGGACAAGGACUCCGUGACGCCGGUGGAGCCGUCCUCCCCGGCGCAGUCGUCCAUGUCGCAGAAACGACAGGCGGAGAGCGAGGAGCCUGCGGACCUCUCGAGCAAGACUCCGCCGGCCAAGAAGAAGAAGUCAGACCAUGACGUGGAUGCAGAUGCCGUGUUCGCGGCCAAGCUGCAGGCGGAAGAGAAUCUGCGCGCCCGUCCGACCCGUGGGGGCAACACGCGCCGGACGCAGCCGGUCAAAAAGAAAACCAAGGCCAAGACGGCGAAGAAGGUCAGGGCAGAGGAUGAUUCGGACUUGGAGUCGGGGUCGGAUGCGGGGAAGAAGGUCAAUCGGUCCACUGGAUUCCACAAACCCCUGAAUCUCUCACCGGCCCUGUCUGCUCUGUUAGGGGGUGAAUCGACGCUGUCACGCCCCCAGACGGUAAAGAAGAUCUGGGCAUAUAUCCACGAGCAUGAACUGCAGGACCCGAGCGACCGACGGCAGAUCCGCUGCGACGAACCCAUGCGCGCUGUCUUCAAGCAAGACCGGAUCCACAUGUUUACGAUGACCAAGAUUCUCAGCCAAAACCUAUAUAGUCCUGAUGAAUAGUCUGCCGCCCCUCCACUGUAUGUGGGCGGGAGCCUACGAGGAUCAUAGGCCACCGGGAGUCUGUCUCCAUGGCUCCCUUCUUUACGAUUUUCCGAAUACCUGUUACUGCACCGCAUUGGCAACCAGGCGUGAUCAUGAUUGGUUUUUGUGAUUUUACGAUGCGCUCCUUUUACUCCGGACACUCAUUGGCGAUUGGAUUGCUUUCCCUUUCCUUUGUGAAUUUCUUAAUAUCAUUCUGUUUUUCUUUCUUUUUCUAUCGUUACUGCUGA